Molecule: messenger RNA, 2499 nt
Organism: Microthlaspi erraticum
Lineage: Eukaryota; Viridiplantae; Streptophyta; Magnoliopsida; Brassicales; Brassicaceae
Source: the annotation of a GenBank genome assembly
AUGACGCAGGGAGCUGGAGAAGAGUUGAGUAAUGUGGAAGCAGUUGCACGUUUGGUUUCCGAAGAGGGGCUGGAGAUGGAGAAGACGUUGAUGGCCCUUAAUACGGACAACGGGAACAAGUUUAGCUUUUUGUGGAGAUCAGACCCUCGUCACGCAUUCUACAAGCAAAAGCUUAGCGAAUACCACGACCAACAUGACCGUGAGGCUGCUAAGAAUAUAUAUGAAGGUCAUCAAGAACCCGAAGCUCGUGUAGCUAAUAAUUAUGAAGAUUAUGUUUAUCCACCGGCUCGCACCGGUAAACGUUCAUUUAGAUAUCCUAGUUCGAUCACACUCAAGGAGCUUGGUAUCGUUAAGCUCACAGCGCUGUUUGUGGCUCGCUAUGACUUGUAUUUUCUGCGGGGUUUGAAGGAGAGACUGGCUAAGGAGGAGAAACAGAUGCAGCAUGCACAUCACUUUGAGUUCUUGAGGCGGAGUCAUGACAGGUUUGGUUUCUAUGACGGCCUCGUCACUGCCUAUUCCAGUGUAAUGUGGCCUCGCAAAGAAUCUCUGAUGAUGAAUGAUCCCUCUGCGAGAGCCGUUUUGGAUGUUUUUUUCCACCAGCUUCAGUUGGGGAAGCUGGAGGAGGGAGAUGCGCUGGCUAUGAUUGAUCUUCAUGCUUUCGUGAGUGGUGUUGACUGGUUUGCUCACAAGGAGGAUGGAGACUUUAACAAGAUCAUGCCAGACCCUUGGCGCCUCUCAGCGUUGAUGACGAAAGGUACAGAAAUGCAACCUCCUCUACUCGGAAUGGGAUCUAACCUGACUGAUGAUGAAGAAGGACCCGUUCCUCUACGUUAUCCGCCUAGAAAGUUUCUGGCUCAUGAUUAUGAAUUCCUUAGCAAGGGGGUCACACUCAAGGAGUUUGGUAUCAUUAAGCUCACAGCCAUGUUUGCGGUUCGGUACGGGGCGGCUUUCCGUCAGGGUUUGAUGGAGAGAGUGGUUACGAACCCUAUGUUUGACUUCUUGAAGCAAAAUCAUGGUUGCAGCAGGUCCAAGGUUUUCAUUUUUCUUGUUGAUGCCUAUUCCGAAGUAUUGAGGCUUUCCCCAAAACUGUGGAGGAGUGAUUAUCCUCCAUGCACGACGGAGUUGCUUGAGUUUUUUGCCCGCUGUCUCCAGUUGAAGAAGCUGGAGGACGGAGUGGAGACGGCCACGGUUGAUUUGCAUGCGCUUGUGAGUGGUGUUGACUGGCUUGCUCACACUGAUGACGAAUUCUAUUCUUCAGUCAUGGCUCGACCUAAACGCCUCUCAACCAUCAUGAAAUGGCUGGGACCACGGCUCGACGAAGACCUCGAGGCUCAGAAACAAGAACUAGUCAGGGCUCAUGCUGAAGACCUUGUAAAUUUAGCUUCAGAACCCCAUUUUGAUUGGGUUCAUGUAAAAACGAAAGGUAAGUAUAGAUUCCCUGCAAAGGGCUUCACACUCGAGGAGCUUGGUAUUGUUAUGCUCGCCGCGCAGUUUAAUGCGCGGUAUGGGGAUCCUUUCAUGACACGUUUGAGCAGUAGAGUGGUUUUGAACACUCAGUUUGAGUUUUUGGUGUUUGGUGAUCGGAGGUACCAUUUUUUUCGUGGGCUUGUUCAUGCGUAUUGCCUAGUGUUAAAGCCCUUCGAGAAGCUGAGGAAUGGAGAUGCUGAGACCCUUGUCGACGCUUUCCUCAGCCUUGUCCAUGUCCAUGUCCAGGCGGGGGAGGGAAUUAUUUUGGUUGAAGUUGUUGACUGUUUGGUUCACGUGGAUUACGAAGAGUACUCUAUGCUCAUGCCAGCACCUGUACACGUGUUGAUGGACAUGAUCCCACCAAAACUCAGGCUCCCUGGUCUGCGUGUGCUACCUCCAGUGACAUGUCAUGCUUCUUCUGUAGGGAAUCGUAACCCUUAUCCUCUUAGGGAUUCUCCUCCUCUAAGUCCUCAAUUUCUUUCACUUAGAUCUGCUGCUGGGUGGUUACCAGGCAAUCGGUUUUGUAUUGUUAAGGUCACAGCGCAGUUUGAGGCCCGGUAUGGGAUUGGUUUUAGGCAGGCUUUGGCGACGAGAGUGGCCGAGAGACCUCUCAUGUUUAGGUUUUUGGAGCAGACUCAUGGGAGCUUCGUGCUUUAUUGGAAGUUUGUCGAGGAGUAUUCCAGAGUAUUAAUGCCUUCCACAAGCAAAACAAAGCCUGACACAGUGGUUGAGGCUUUUUUCCGUUGUUUGGAACGUAUCCAGCGAGAGCAGGAUGAGGUUUUAUUCCAUUUUUUGGAUUUGCCUAUGAAUAGUGGGUAUGGUGGUGUUGACUGUUUUACUCACAUUGAAGACUUUAUGGAGAAGCAUAACGUGCCUUCACUGAUAUCCACAGUUAAUCCUCGCCUCUCUGAUGAGGAACCAGAGCCAAAGCGACAAAAGUUUGACGAGUCGGGUUCGUCUGCGAUCAGGGUUCUUGUUCCAAACGUCGGUGAAGUCGUUAUCAGAAAGCAGAUGGGGAAUCCAAAUUUCUAG